Molecule: messenger RNA, 1972 nt
Organism: Heterocephalus glaber (naked mole-rat)
Lineage: Eukaryota; Metazoa; Chordata; Mammalia; Rodentia; Bathyergidae
Product: apolipoprotein L3-like
Biological process (GO): lipoprotein metabolic process; lipid transport
Cellular component (GO): extracellular region; membrane
Molecular function (GO): lipid binding
Source: RefSeq, a predicted model, not a curated record
GUCUCUGCCUGGAGGAAGCCUCUGCUCAUUCCUGCUUGCCUUGACUGGAUUCACACAGCAAAGAGCAGCUGGAUCCGCUGGGUCCGAUCUAAACGGGAGGAUUUAGCUACAGGAGGAUUCCUCGCCUGGAGGCCUUGUGAGCUGUCAGGACUUCUCGGAGACCCCUCUGCAGACACCAUGGGCAACAAAUCCUCCCGAGGGAACCACAGAUUCAUCAAGGAUGUCAUUGACUGUUUCCGGCACACAGUGAGCAGAGAGGAUCUGCAGCGUCUGGUGACUGAAGAUGAAGCCUGGGAGAUGGUCCGGGCAGAGGCAGGAUUGGGCAGGGCUGAGGCUGAUGCAUUACGUGAAUCUCUGAAGGUGCUCGCAGAUGACAUGGCCAAGACAGCCAGAGAGAGGCAGCAAGAAGACCAGCAGGCUAGGAAGAAGCUUUUGGCCUUGUUUCCUCAGCUGAAAAUGGAGCUUAUGGAGGUCAUAGGAAAGCUCCGUGACCUUGCAGGCCGGAUUAGUAAGUUGCACAAGGACUGCACCAUCACCAAUGUGGUGGCCAGCUCCACCGGCACUGCCUCUGGUAUCAUGUUCUGGGUUGGCCUGGCUCUGGCACCUUUCACACUAGGGACCAGUCUGGCGCUCACUGGAGCAGGAACGGUUCUGGGAGUAGCAAGUGGAGUUACUGGUAUCGCCUCUACUGCGAUAGACCACAGCAAAGCAUCAUCAGUUCAAAAAGAAGCACAAAGUUUGAUUUCAGCAACGGUGAAAAACCUGACAAGGUUUACAGAAAGGGUGGGUCAUUUUGCACCCAGAGUUGUUUCCUCAAGUGAAAACUGGAAGGAAUUCUUGAAAGACAUGGGGAAGAGCAUACGUGCUAUCAAGCUGGCCAUGGGUGACCGUGCGUUAAUAAGCCUAAUCACAACGAGCCUAAGUAUAGGAAACGAAAUGAUGCAGGGAGGUGCAAAGCUGAUGCGGCCAUGCAUUGGAAGCCUUGCUAGGGCAAUUACAAGAGGAACCAAGAUAGUUGGUGUGGGUACUGGGGUCGUAGGCUUUGGGUUAGACAUUUACAACCUUGUUGAAGACUCGAAGCACUUGCAUAAAGGGGCAAAGUCAGAUUUGGGUGAAGAACUGCAGAAGCAGGCUAAGGAACUGGAGACCAUAUUGGAGCACCUCCAGCAGACCUAUCAGGUCUUGUACUCAGCGUCAAAUUAGUGCCUGGCUCUCCAGAGUAUCACCAAGGUCAGGGAAGACGCUCUAGAGAAAGAGAUGGACAAAUAGGAGCGUUUCAUUAGAAGGAAGAGAGGAGCCUGCAUGUUAAGGGGUUUGGAGUUUUUGCGGUUGAACACAGCAAGGGAGGGAUGAAAGCACAUAGCGAGUAGGUUAAAGGGAAGGCAGGAAGCAGAGGCUGACAUGAAAGACAAGACAGAAUGAGUGGAUGUGGGGAAUGGGAGGAUGCAGCAGACACUUCUGCCCAGUAAUAGCAGGCUACAGUGGCACAAGAUUCUUGCCCCUCCUUAAUUCAGCUGUGUUACAUUGGAAGUAGCGUGGCUUGGCAGUGUUCUCUUCCAGCCAAGAUCAGCCGACUCCAACUGAAUUCCCCUCCUCUGAAUUAACCAUCUCUUCUCUUCAGCAAAGAUAUUCUGGUGCCCUCAUUCUACAGUCCUGCCCGCUUGAGACUUGUUAUCAAUAGGUGUGGCAAGGCCUGCCCAUCUUGCCUCCUCUCCAUGCGUGUAAUGAAUAAAACCUGGAUGUCCUUGGGGUUCUUUGUCUUUGCUCCCCAGAGCAGCUUCGAUCAGCCCAAGACCCUGCUCCUCCCCAGCCUCUGUCUCUGUGUCUUUAUUCCCUCUUUUCUAUUUUGUGGACAUCAUACUGGCUUGCAGGAGAUCCAGACUCAUGGCCAAGGUUUUUGAUACCAUCUCCUGCAGGAGGAAAUAGUUUCUAUUGGAAUGAUGGAUGCCCUGGGAGACUGAAUGGAAAAAAA